Molecule: messenger RNA, 2207 nt
Organism: Paramuricea clavata
Lineage: Eukaryota; Metazoa; Cnidaria; Anthozoa; Malacalcyonacea; Plexauridae
Source: the annotation of a GenBank genome assembly
AUGGACAACUAUUCAUAUGCACUUACUUUGAAAAAAGAUAUAUUCGUAGUGGGUGAUCUAAAUUGUAACUUAUUAAAAAGUGGUCCAGAAUCUGAUGCGUUGAACGAAUUGUGCAGCAGCUUGAAUUUAUUCCAACUUAUCAAGAAACCAACUAGGGUGACUUUGCAGUCCUCAUCUCUCAUCGAUGUGAUUUUAACAUCUAACACAAGCUUGGUAGUGGAAAGUGGAGUUGAAGAAACGCACAUCAGUGACCACUUUCUGGUUUAUUCAAUAUUAAAGCUUAAAUUGCCUAAGAAAUUACCUGAUUACAUGGUCAUAAGAAGUUUUAAGAAUUAUUCUUCUGAAGCGUUUAAAAAUGAUCUAGAACAGCUGAUUUGGCAAGAAAAUCCAAUUGACCAGGGCGUUAACCAGCGACUGGACAAUUUUAAUCAGAAAUUUCUAAGUGUAUUAGAUAUGCAUGCCCCGAUAAAGACUGUUAAGAUUAAACGUCGCUUGUGCCCUUUUGUUGACCAGGAAAUUGUUCAACUUAUGAAAAAAAGAAAUGCGCUGCAUAAACUUGCCCGCCAAACCCUGCAGGCCUUGGACUGGGACAGAUAUCGUUCAUGUAGAAAUCAAAUUAAAAGAAAAUUGAGAGAAUCCGAGAGAAAAUUUGUGUAUAAAAGAAUUAAUGAUAAAAAUAGCAACAACAACUCCCUUUGGAAAACUGUAAGAGAAUGUAUUCCUAGAAAUGAAAAAACACGUUUAACUUAUUCUGGGAAUGUCGUUGAAGUAGCGAACAAAUUUAAUGAAUACUUUUCUUCAGUCGGAGCAAAAGCGGCAGAAGAAUCGAAGAAUCCAAAGCGUUGAUUACUUCAUAUGGUCUUACAUCGACUCAUCCAGAGAUACCACAUAAAUUUAGUGCAGAAAUUGACAAGUUUCAUUUUCACCCUGUGUCCUGUGACGUGAUUCGUAAAAUUGUGUGUUCUUUUCCAUCCAAUAAGUCCCCUGGACCAGAUAAAGUUUCUGUGAAAGUGAUCAAAGAUGCCUUACCAUACAUUCUUCAACCUCUUACGGAUAUUGUUAACUGCUCUUUAAGAGAAUCUUUGUUUCCCAGCGCCUGGAAGUUGUCAGAAGUUAUUCCCCUAUUAAAAGAAGGGAAUCACGAAAUUGCUAAAAAUAAUCGGCCAAUUUCCUUGCUACUUGCUGCAUCAAAGAUCUGCGAGCGUGUAGUUUUGGAACAAUUUACCGCAUAUGUGGAACAGAAGAAAUGCUUAAGCGUACACCAAAGUGGAAACAGGAAGCUGCACUCCAUUGAAACAUUGAAUUUAUUUAUAUCGGAUAAGAUCUUAAAGUCUAUGGACGACAAGGAGGUCGUAGCUGUAAUUCUACUAGACCUUUCUAAAGCAUUUGACAGUAUCGAUCUUGUAUUGCUUCUAAAAAAGCUCCAAGUAUUGGGAGUGUCCGAUGACGCUUUAUGUUGGUUUAAAAGUUACUUGACAGGACGACAGCAGGUUGUGCGCAUUGGAUCGACUGUCUCUGAAACACGCACACUCAAUCAUGGCGUUCCGCAGGGCUCAAUUCUCGGUCCCAUGUUAUUCAACAUAUAUAUUAAUGAUUUACCUAUGGUACCAAAGAAUGGUAAUUUGAAGUCUUACGUCGACGACUCGAAGCUACUUUUGUCAUUUUCCGUCAAUGAAGUGAACUCAGCGGCUGCUAAGCUUAACGAAGAUCUACGGAGAGUCGUUUCUUGGUGUUCUCUAAAUAGUCUGCUUAUUAAUCCCAAUAAGACGAAAUUACUUGUGUUCGCAACUCGUUAUAUGUUGAAACAGAUACCGGCAGAUUUCCAUAUUUUACUAUUGGGGAAAAAACUGUUUCCUGUAACCUCAGCCACUGAUCUAGGCGUGACACUGGAUAGUGGUUUGACGUACGAUGAACACGUCACAAAACUGGUUUCCUCUUGUGUCGGUAGCCUGUGUCAAAUUAAUAGAGCAAGGCACCUUUUUGAUAUGAAGACGUUAAUUCUUUUAAUAAACGCGUUGGUUUUUAGUAAACUCUAUUACUGUUCAACCAUAUGGUCUAAUUCAUCGAAGAAAAACAUUGCAAAAUUGCAAAAAGUUCAGAAUUUCGCAGCACGUAUUGUCACGGGCACAAAAAAAUUCGACCAUAUCACUCCAUCUUUAAAACAGCUUAACUGGUUGGUUCAACAAUUUCUCGAUGAACAGAACUGA